GUACAGACGAGGGCAGCAGAACACCGGAUUUACCCCGCCAACCGUCGAGCACGAGGGGUACGAAGAGAAAAGAACUCGCGAACUCGCACCCGUGAACGCGCAGCGACACUAAAUCCGCUAGAUUACUAAACCCGUCCCACAGCGAGGGAAGAUGAAUGUUUUUAACGAUUUACUGAAUUUAAACACACAGCAUACGUUUUUCCCCUAAAGGGUUAUGCUUAAUCAUAUAGUAGGAAGUGACUAAUUUAUUCAGGAGGACGCCUUUCUCGUCUUUUUGUCUUUUUUGUGGAAGAAAGAGCCCCGCGGUGCCGUCGGGCCAGUGGGUCGCCCGGAGUUGGAACAACGACGAGCUGCCCAUUACACUUUAAAUUAAAAUAAAGCCUCCUUUACGUGGAUUUUAAACGCUAACAGACGUCUAAGUUAACCUUUAGUUGUUGUUUUAGGGGUCAACAAUGACCCACAAUGUGCGACAGAGCUCCUCAGUGGACUGAUCAAAACAGUGUCAAAGGCUAAGCUAGGUUUUGGAUCCUGUUAUUGUUUAAGAUUUUUUAAUUUAUAUCUGAUGUGACACACGUGUUCCUGCGACGACUUGUGCUGACCCGACAGUAAAGUUUAUCUCCUUUGAACUUUGUAACUGAACGAUCCAGGAUGUCGUUUUUUAAUUUUCGUAAAAUAUUUAAAUUGGGAGCAGAGAAAAAGAAGAAACAAUAUGAGCAUGUCCGCAGAGAUGAAAAUCCAGAGGAGAUCUGGGACAUAAUCGGUGAGCUGGGAGAUGGAGCCUUUGGAAAAGUGUUCAAGGCUCAGAACAAGCAGACGGGCAUCUUAGCUGCUGCCAAAGUUAUUGACACAAAGACCGAGGAGGAGCUGGAGGAUUACAUGGUGGAGAUUGACAUCCUGGCCUCCUGCGACCACCAAAACAUUGUCAAACUGCUCGACGCUUUCUAUUAUGAGAGCAAACUCUGGAUACUCAUCGAGUUCUGUGCAGGAGGAGCUGUGGAUGCUGUCAUGCUUGAGCUGGAGAGACCCCUGACGGAGCCUCAGAUCAGGGUGGUGUGUAGGCAGACUCUACAGGCGCUCGUCUACCUCCACGAAAACAAAAUCAUCCACAGAGACCUGAAGGCCGGCAACAUCCUCCUCACGCUGGAUGGUGACGUCAAGCUGGCUGACUUCGGUGUCUCUGCCAAAAACACCAAAACGCUGCAGAGGAGAGACUCUUUCAUUGGAACGCCUUACUGGAUGGCUCCUGAGGUGGUGAUGUGCGAGACGUCCAAGGAUCGUCCCUACGACUACAAGGCGGACAUCUGGUCCCUCGGCGUCACAUUGAUCGAGCUGGCGCAGGUCGAGCCGCCCAAUCACGAGAUGAACCCCAUGAGAGUUUUGCUGAAAAUAGCCAAGGCCGAUCCUCCAACACUGAUGCAGCCGUCACGCUGGUCUUCAGAGUUUAGUGAUUUCCUAAAGCGGUGCCUGGACAAGAAUGUGGACAACAGAUGGAGUGCGCCACAACUUCUGCAGCAUUCAUUUGUGUCCACUGUGGCUGAUAGUAGGCCACUGAGGGAGCUGAUAGCCGAGGCGAAGGCAGAGGUCACCGAGGAGAUUGAAGAGCACAAAGAAGAAGAAGAGGAAGAAGACACAGACGCACAUCUGGGCCACAAACGCGCACCGUCAGAUGUCAGUGUUGCCAGCUCGGAAGACGAGAAGAUCCCCCUCUCCCCCUCCAUCUUGGAGUCAGUCCCUGAGAAGGUUGAGCCAAUUCCACCCAUCCCUGCACCCACUGAGCUCCCUGUGGAAAACCACCUGGUGGAGACCAGCUUUGUAGAGGAGCCUGCUGCGGAUGUACUUCCAGAGGAGGCUUCAGACGCUCAAGAGAAGGAUGAAGAGGCAGAAAAGAAACCAGUUGAGGAGGAAAACGUUGGAGAAGCAACAGUAGAUGUCACCUCACCAGAGCCAGAGACUGAACCAGAGGCACCUGUGAAGGAAAUACAGCAGCUGGAAAUAGCCGUUGAAGAUGAAAAGGAAGUAGAUACAGCUGAGGAUUCAGAGCAGUCAGAGGUUACUGUGACUCCUCAGGAGGAAAAAUCGCCUGUUGUGGAGGAACCAAACACUCCAACAGAGGAGAAGGAGGAGGAGAAAGACCGGUACAAACAUCUAAAAGUGACUUUAACCCUACCGCAGCAGGAUGAGGAGGUUCUAAAGGAGGAGAAUGGAGAGAAGGCCACAGAAAAGGAUAAAAUAAAUGCUGAGGAGGAGAAGACAGUUCCAGACAAAGCUAAAGAUGUCAAAGAGAGAGAUUCAGACUCAGGAAGUGGCUCAGCUGCCGACAACAGCAGUGUAGACCUGAAUCUCUCCAUUUCAAGCUUUCUGUCCAAAACAAAGGAGCCUGGAUCUGUUUCCAUACAGGACACAAAGCGUCAGAAGAAGACACUGAAAAAGACUCGUAAAUUCAUUGUGGAUGGAGUGGAAGUUAGCGUUACUACAUCAAAGAUCAUUACUGACAAUGACACCAAGAACGAGGAGAUGAGAUUCCUGAGGCGGCAGGAGCUGAGGGAGCUUCGCCUCCUGCAGAAGGAGGAGCAGAGAGCACAGCAGCAGCUCAGCAACAAACUGCAGCAGCAGAAAGAGCAGAUCUACCGACGCUUCGAGCAGGAGACAACGAGUAAGAAGCGUCAGUACGACCAGGAGGUGGAGAACUUGGAGCGGCAGCAGAAGCAAACCAUCGAGAGGCUGGAGCAGGAACACACCAACCGACUCCGAGACGAGGCCAAACGCAUCAAAGCCGAGCAGGACAAGGAGCUGUCAAAGUACCAGAACAUGCUGAAGAACCGCAAGAAGGAGGAACAAGAGUUUCUUCAGAAGCAGCAGCAGGAUCUGGACAGUGCUCUGAAGAAGAUCAUCCAGCAGCACAAACACGAGCUCGCCACCAUCGAGAGAGAUUGUCUCAACCACAAGCAGCAGCUUCUAAGAGCUCGGGAGGCUGCCAUGUGGGAGCUGGAAGAGCGCCACCUGCAGGAAAAACACCAGCUGUUCAAACAGCAGCUCAAAGACCAGUAUUUCAUGCAGAGACAUCAGCUGCUCAAGAGACACGAGAAGGAGAUGGAGCAGAUGCAGCGCUACAACCAGCGUCUCAUCGAGGAGAUGAAGAACAAGCAGACGCAGGAAAGAGCUCGGCUGCCCAAGAUCCAGCGCAGCGAAGCCAAAACCCGCAUGGCCAUGUUCAAGAAGAGCCUCCGCAUCACCGUGGCUGCCAUCACCCCCGAACAGGAGAGAGAGAAGAUCAAACAGUUUGCUGCUCAGGAGGAGAAGCGGCAAAAAAACGAGAGGCUCCAUCAGCACCAGAAACAUGAAAACCAGAUGAGAGACCUGCAGCUGCAGUGUGACGCCAACAUCCGAGAGCUGCAGCAGCUGCAGAACGAGAAGUGCCACCUGCUGAUCGAACACGAGACCCAGAAGCUGAAGGAGCUGGAUGAGGAGCACAGUUCUGGAGCUGGAAGGAGUGGGAGGGAGAAGCUGCGACCCAGGAAGAAGGCGCUGGAGGAGGAGUUCGCCAGGAAGCUGCAGGAGCAGGAAGUGUUCUUCAAGAUGAGCGGCGAGUCGGAGUGCCUUAACCCGUCCACCCAGAGCCGCAUCUCCAAGUUCUACCCGAUCCCCAGCGUCCACUCCACCGCUUCUAGGAGCAACCGACGAACAAACACUCGGUAA
Molecule: messenger RNA, 3696 nt
Organism: Acanthochromis polyacanthus (spiny chromis)
Lineage: Eukaryota; Metazoa; Chordata; Actinopteri; Pomacentridae
Gene: slkb
Product: STE20-like kinase b
Biological process (GO): protein phosphorylation
Molecular function (GO): protein binding; protein serine/threonine kinase activity; ATP binding
Source: RefSeq, a predicted model, not a curated record